Molecule: messenger RNA, 1071 nt
Organism: Lodderomyces elongisporus
Lineage: Eukaryota; Fungi; Ascomycota; Pichiomycetes; Serinales; Debaryomycetaceae
Gene: RXT2
Exons: 1
Coding region: 1-1071 (356 amino acids)
Biological process (GO): negative regulation of silent mating-type cassette heterochromatin formation; negative regulation of rDNA heterochromatin formation
Cellular component (GO): Rpd3L complex; cytosol
Source: RefSeq, a predicted model, not a curated record
AUGGAUAGUAAUUCUUUAGAAGUGAUUACUAGGUUUAGAGACACCGUAUUUGCCAAGCGUCAACAACUGGCCAAAGAUGGCGGUGCUACUUCCGCUCCCACUUUUGCAACAAAUGAACUGGCGUCCACGGCUGAAGUGCUUCCCUUUUCGAAUCGAGGUAUAAAACUAUUGAGCCAACAUCCUUCGCUUGAUGUAUUGAAAACAAAGAUUGUAGAGUAUAAAGGUGAACCUUACUCGGUGUUAACGAAUGAAACUAUAGAGAGGAAUAAUAGAAGAAGCAAACGAAAAUGGAGCGAUUAUUAUGGCAAGAAAGCCGAUUAUAGUGACAAAGAAGAGAAUGAAUGGCUGGAUGAAGACAACGACGACGAUGAAGAUAAUGAUGACGAUAGAGGAGAGGGAAGGAUACAUCCUUUGAAAACUGCAAGGAUAGUUGAGCUUUUAUCUCCACUAAAUCAUCCACUGGAGCUUGUGACACACCCAGCAAUCUCAAAGACAUAUAAGCUGCAGACUUUGAGCAAACUAGCAAUGGAGUUGAUUGACUUGAUAGAGAUUGAACAGAACAAUUUGAAUUGGUUGAAUAAAUUGCUCCAAGUGUUGAAUGGUGAAGAUUGGUUUUACUUGUUGGAGGAGAACUUGGGGUUAAAGGAUUAUGACCAUGGAUUAAAUGACGAUAAGAAAAGCUCAACAAGCGAGGAAAGAAUUGGAGAGGAUAAAGAAGAAAAGAAUCUGGAACAAGGGCAAAAGAAAGAUGCGCUUAGUGCAGAUGUGACAAGCACAGCAGAGGAAAACAACAAUAAUGAAUACGACGACGACGAUGAAAAUUCAGCGGACCCAUUUUUUGCUCUUCCCACAGCAGUUAAGCGUUUCGAGGCUUUCCAUGAACUGUUGGAACCAAAGGACGAUGAUGGUGGCAUCAAAGAGGAACUUAUAAAUUAUCUUCAAGUGAGCAUUCAACGUCAACAUGAAUAUAUUGAGAACUUGACACAAUUGCGAAAUGGACUUGUGCGAGCUGAUCGUCUUAAGAAUGACUUGCAUAAAUGGGGUCAAGAAAUGCACGAUAGAAAGAGUUAG